CUAAAAUCUAUGCUUAUCGUCGUAUUUAAAUAAAUUUAGUGAUUCGAAUAUUCGCCUUGUUGCAACUGAACUGUCAGCAAAAAUGACUGCAUUCGAAGAAAUGGGAGUUAUGCCUGAGAUUGGGCGGGCUGUGGAAGAGAUGGAUUGGAGUUUGCCUACUGAUGUACAGUCAGAAGCUAUACCCAUGAUCCUUGGUGGUGGUGACGUACUUAUGGCUGCUGAGACAGGGAGUGGAAAAACUGGGGCUUUCUGUCUACCAAUUCUGCAGAUUGUCUAUGAAACUUUGAAGGAUAUUGAAGAAGGAAAAGGAAGCAAGGCUUUAGUAAAAUCUAAAGGUCACUCUCAUUGGAAGAUGAACAUAUAUGAUAGGGGAGAUGCUAUGGCCAUUGACCCUGAUGGUUUAUUGUGUCAGAGUAGAGAUAUGCAGAAAUGGCAUGGUACUAGAUCUAAUAAGUCUGUCACAGGACAAGGAAGAUAUUACUAUGAGGCUACAGUGACAGAUGAGGGUCUGUGUCGUGUAGGUUGGUCUACUGACAAGGCAGUGCUUGACCUCGGUACAGACAAGUUUGGUUUUGGCUUUGGAGGGACAGGCAAGAAAUCCUGGGGCAAGCAGUUUGAUUCUUAUGGGGAGCCAUAUGGAAUGAAUGACACUAUUGGCUGUUACCUUGACCUCCAGAAAGGUGAGAUUCGAUGGUCAAAGAAUGGUAUCGACCUUGGCAAGGCUUAUGAUAUACCUGGUCAUCUAAGAAAGGAAAAAUUCUUUGCUGCUGUUGUUCUUAAGAAUGCUGAGAUGAGCUUUAACUUUGGUGAUACACCAUUCAAGUUUCCACCGGCUAAAGAAUUCUCAGCUUUAGCUAAAGCACCAAAAGACUGUGUGUCGGAGUCAAAGAUCGCAGGAGGCGGAGCUACAAGUUCUAAACCAGCCCCCAAUGCUCCACAGGCCAUUGUUAUAGAACCAUCCAGAGAACUUGCUGAGCAGACUCUUGUACAAAUUCAGAAGUUCAAGACCCACCUAUCUAACCCAACUCCAAGAGAGCUGUUGAUUGUGGGAGGAGUCAAUGUCAAGGACCAGGUUGAUGUUUUGUCUAAAGGGGUUGACAUUGUUGUUGGAACACCAGGUAGAUUGGAAGAUCUGAUUUCAACAGGAAAAUUAGCUCUGUCUGGAGUCAGAUUCUUUGUCUUGGAUGAAGCUGAUGGAUUGUUAAGUCAAGGCUAUACAGAUCUGAUAAAUCGUCUACAUGCCCAGAUACCAAAGGUUACAAACGACGGCAAACGUUUACAGAUGGUUGUUUGCUCAGCUACACUCCACUCAUUCGAUGUCAAGAAGAUGGCUGAGAGAUUGAUGUACUUCCCAACAUGGAUAGAUCUAAAGGGACAAGAUUCUGUUCCAGAGACUGUUCAUCAUUGUGUUUGUAUGGUAGACCCAACAAAGGACACACGAUGGAAGAACUUCAAGCAGCAUAUAGAGACUGAUGGUGUUCAUUAUGAAGACAAUAUACAGCCCCAUGGUACCAGUCAAGGUUUGUACAAUAUAGCAGUAGUUAAAGUCUCAGUCUGAUACUCUUAUAUUUCC
This is a messenger RNA of Ruditapes philippinarum (Manila clam), 1573 nucleotides long. Its product is annotated as ATP-dependent RNA helicase DDX1-like. The record is from RefSeq and is a predicted model, not a curated record. NCBI's taxonomy places the organism in Eukaryota, Metazoa, Mollusca, Bivalvia, Venerida, Veneridae. Gene Ontology annotation, molecular function: RNA helicase activity; ATP binding; protein binding. The transcript has 15 exons. The coding region runs from base 83 to 1558 and encodes 491 amino acids.